ACAGGCAUGUGAACACCGACCGACCGGGCUGUGUGUGCCGGGGCUUGGUACACGCGGGCUGGGGGCUCUAAGGUUGGGUGGGGGAAGGAGCCGGGGAAACAGUGUGUCUUUGUGAGAGUGUGUGUGUGUGAGCUCGUGUGUGUGUGUGUGUGUGUGUGUGUGUGUGUGUGUGUGCAGCCGAGUCUGUGUGCUUUGGGUGUGGGUGUUUGUCUCCCUGUAUCCGCCUUCUCUCCCGUUCUGGACUUUUAGCCUUUCUGGGCUCAUCUCCCUCCUGUCCUGCACCCUACCUGUAGGGGCUGGAAUUGGGUGCCCUAGUGGAGAAGAAGGCCACGCUCCAGGGCCCACUGUAACCCCGGACGCUGCCCGAGGCUUCCCUCUAGCUCCCCCUCCCUUCCUUUCCUCUCUUUCCUCCCUCCCUCUUUCUCUUCCUCCCUCCCCCCCCCAGGCUGGCGUGCCAGGGGGUGGGACAUGCCAAUCACUGGCUGUGCCUCUCCGGCUGCCAGCACAGGGCGCAGCUCCCCCCGGGAGCCAGGUGUUUGGGUCCCUGGAGACGCCGUCGGCCCCCCGGAGAGACAGCGGGGCUGAGGACCCUUCAGACCCCUCUCCAGCCCCAUGGGAACCCUGACUCCCACCAUCCCCAUCCACCUUCAUCCCCUCCAAGAUGGACUGAACCAGGCUGCUGGCCAGAUGGACAAGCGGGAUGCCAAGGUGAUGAGCGGCCCCUGAGGAAGCCCCGACCUGUGAUUAGAGGAAGGGGCUGCCUCCCCCACUCCCCCCAGCCACCAUGAAUACCUCAGCGCCACCGGCCGUCAGCCCCAACAUCACUGUCCUGGCACCGGGAAAGGGUCCCUGGCAAGUGGCCUUCAUCGGGAUCACCACGGGCCUCCUGUCUCUGGCCACGGUGACAGGCAACCUGCUGGUGCUCAUCUCCUUCAAGGUCAACACGGAGCUCAAGACGGUCAACAACUACUUCCUGCUGAGCCUGGCCUGUGCCGACCUCAUCAUCGGUACCUUCUCCAUGAACCUCUACACCACGUACCUGCUCAUGGGCCACUGGGCUCUGGGCACGCUGGCCUGCGACCUCUGGCUGGCCCUGGACUAUGUGGCCAGCAACGCCUCGGUCAUGAACCUGCUGCUCAUCAGCUUUGACCGCUACUUCUCGGUGACCCGGCCCCUGAGCUACCGUGCCAAGCGCACUCCCCGCCGGGCAGCCCUGAUGAUCGGCCUGGCCUGGCUGGUCUCGUUCGUGCUCUGGGCCCCGGCCAUCCUCUUCUGGCAGUACCUGGUAGGGGAGCGGACGGUUCUGGCCGGGCAGUGCUACAUCCAGUUCCUCUCCCAGCCCAUCAUCACCUUUGGCACGGCCAUGGCCGCCUUCUACCUCCCCGUCACGGUCAUGUGCACCCUCUACUGGCGCAUCUACCGGGAGACAGAGAACCGGGCCCGGGAGCUGGCGGCCCUGCAGGGCUCGGAGACGCCGGGGAAGGGGGGCGGCAGCAGCAGCAGCUCAGAGCGGUCCCAGCCAGGGGCCGAGGGCUCCCCAGAGACCCCUCCAGGGCGGUGCUGCCGCUGCUGCCGAGCCCCCCGGCUGCUCCAGGCCUACAGCUGGAAGGAGGAAGAGGAGGAGGACGAAGGCUCCAUGGAGUCCCUCACCUCCUCGGAGGGUGAGGAGCCUGGCUCCGAGGUGGUGAUCAAGAUGCCCAUGGUGGACCCCGAGGCGCAGGCCCCCACCAAGCAGCCGCCCCGGAGCUCCCCGAAUACGGUCAAGAGGCCAACCCGGAAGGGGCGCGAGCGGGCGGGCAAGGGCCAGAAGCCCCGUGGGAAGGAGCAGCUGGCCAAGCGGAAGACCUUCUCGCUGGUCAAGGAGAAGAAGGCGGCUCGGACCCUGAGCGCCAUCCUGCUGGCCUUCAUCCUCACCUGGACGCCGUACAACAUCAUGGUGCUGGUGUCCACUUUCUGCAAGGACUGUGUCCCCGAGACCCUGUGGGAGCUGGGCUACUGGCUGUGCUACGUCAACAGUACCAUCAACCCCAUGUGCUACGCACUCUGCAACAAAGCCUUCCGGGACACCUUCCGCCUGCUGCUGCUCUGCCGCUGGGACAAGCGUCGCUGGCGCAAGAUCCCCAAGCGCCCCGGCUCUGUGCACCGCACCCCCUCCCGCCAGUGCUGAUGGCCCUCCUGCCUGCAUCCCUCCACCCCGGCGGGCCCUGGUAGAAAGCGGGCAGGGGCGGUAACCUCAGACCCAGGGCCCUGCUCGGGGGGGAGGGCCCCCCCAGGAUUCCAGGGCCCCUAGGUCACCUUCCUGCACAACCCAGGGAGACCCCACCAACUUUCCAAACUGGGGAACCCGGGGAACUGGUUCUUGUGUUCCCUGCCAGGUGGGAAUGGGCUCUUCACCAGGAAGAAAGCCUGGGAGGGGGUAUCCGGGCUUUGGAUUCCUUGUUUGUGUUCAGGCAGGAAGUCCAUGCAGAGCCAGCAGAGCGGGCCAGGAGAAAGGAGGUUUAACCAAGCGGUCCUCCAUGGCCCCAGGGGCUGGCCUGGAUCGAGCGGGGGAUGGCACGCCCUGCCAGCAGGGAACUGACACCAACUACUGAGAGAAAAGCUUGGCUCAAGGGAGUAUCCCUGCCUCCCAGGGGUCCACUCCCUCCCCAGGCACAGCCCACUCCGCUGGGCCCUCAAAUACUCUCCAGGGUGUCCUUGUGUGGGCCACCCCCAAGGCAAAUGUCCAAGCAUCAGCGGGACAAUGACACCAGAGGGGACAAGUGUGGCCAGUCUCACGUCAAGCCCUGAGGCAGCAGAAGGAGGGAGCACCAGGCAUCCCGCCUGUCCCACUAAGUCAUUUCCCUGGGAGUGAGGGGCAGGGGUGCCUGCUGUCCAGCCCCUGCUCUGGAGAAGCCCUCAGACCCUCCCUCCCUGGCUCACAGACACCACCCUGGGUAGAUCUGCUUCCUCGGAUCUAGCCAGGCCUCCCGCAUGCUGCCUGCCUCCGCCCCCUACCCACACUGGCCUGGCCCAGCACAGGUUCCCUCCUGUGAGCUCGCCCAUCCGACCCAUGCAUGGCCUCCCAGCCACCCUCAUCUCCCAGCCCAGCCUGGUCCCAAAUGUUCUUUCCUCCCAACCUCAGCAAGCGCUGAGUCUGUGAAUAAAGCCACAUAACCAGCGGCCGCUAA
This is a messenger RNA of Cervus elaphus (red deer), 3167 nucleotides long. It is a transcript of the gene CHRM1, whose product is annotated as cholinergic receptor muscarinic 1. The record is from RefSeq and is a predicted model, not a curated record. Gene Ontology annotation, cellular component: plasma membrane; synapse; dendrite. Gene Ontology annotation, biological process: regulation of locomotion; adenylate cyclase-inhibiting G protein-coupled acetylcholine receptor signaling pathway; cognition. Bases 785 to 2167 code for a protein of 460 amino acids. The transcript has 3 exons. NCBI's taxonomy places the organism in Eukaryota, Metazoa, Chordata, Mammalia, Artiodactyla, Cervidae. Gene Ontology annotation, molecular function: G protein-coupled acetylcholine receptor activity; G protein-coupled serotonin receptor activity.